Molecule: messenger RNA, 2661 nt
Organism: Chenopodium quinoa (quinoa)
Lineage: Eukaryota; Viridiplantae; Streptophyta; Magnoliopsida; Caryophyllales; Amaranthaceae
Product: ERC protein 2-like
Exons: 3
Coding region: 92-2356 (754 amino acids)
Source: RefSeq, a predicted model, not a curated record
GAGUACUAAUACUGUAGUACUGCUACUCUCAAACCCAACAAAGCAACAACAAUAUCAUGACUCUUUGAAUUCUAUUUCUCAGUGACCUACAAUGAGCGUCAAUUCCAUGAAGCAAUCUUUCAUUUCAACCAUUAUACACUCUUUAAGGUCAUCAUUUCAGGACUCAGAGUUCAAGGAAGCUGAGAGAGAAUUAAUGGCGAGAGAGGAGAAUAUAAGGCGAGAAAAAGGUGAAGUUAUAGCCAAUUUGAGGGAUAAAUGCGGCGCAUUCGAGUCGGAACUCGGCGAAAUGAAGACUGAAAAGAUUAUGUGGGAGGAAGAGCGUCGUCGAUUAGGAAGGGAAGCUGAGGUGAAUGAUGAGAAGUUGAAGGAUUUAGCGAGGGAAUUGAGUAAUGCGAGGGAUAAUUUGGAGAAGGGUGCGAGAAGGUAUGAUGGGUUGUUGGAGAAGCUUAGGGUUUGCGAGGUUGAGAAGAAGGGGUUGGCUAAAGAAUCGGGGAAAUUGAGGGAUGAGAAUGAGGGUUUGAAGAGGAAUUUGAGGGAUAAAGAAGAUGAAAUUGAAGAGAUUGACAGGAAAAAUGGAAUUCAUUUGAAGGAAUUGGAGGAGAAGGAUUGGAGAAUUGGGUUGUUAAUGGUGGAAAAGUCGAAAUUGGGUACCCUUUUGGAGGAAGUUAAGGUGGGACGGGAUGAGAGGAUUAGGGAGAUGAGGGUGGAUAAUGAGAGGUUACAAAAGAGGAUUUUGGAGUUGGAGGAGGAGAAGGAGAAGGCGGUGUUGGAGAAGGAGAAGGCAGUGUUGGAGAAGGAGAAGGCGGUGUUUGAGGAUGAGGCGAAGGAGGUUGAGGGGUUGAGAAUGAAGAUUUCAGGGUUGGAGGAGGAGAGAGCGCGGUUGGAGAAGGAGAAAGCGCAGUUGGAGAAGCAGAAGGCGGUGUUUGAGGAUGAGGCGAAGGAGGUUGAGGGGUUAAGAAUGAGGAUUUUGGGGUUGGAGAAGGAGAAGGCGCGGUUGGAGGAUGAGGUGAAGGAGGUUGAGGGGUUACAAAUGAGGAUUUUGGGGUUGGAGGAGGAGAAGGAUAGAUUGAAUGCAAGUUGUGAAGAAAUUAGGAGGAAUGAGGCAAGGAGAAUUGAGGAAGUUAAGGAGGUUUUAGAGAGGGAGAAAUUAGAAAGCUUGAGAGAGAAAGAUGAAAUAAUCCAGGAACUAAACAAAGAGAAAGAGGAUUUAGUUAUAGAGCAGAAGAAUUUAACAGCUAAGAUGGAAAAAGCCGAAAAUUGGUUAUCAAAACUUGAGGGAGAUAUAACCAAAAUGAUGUGCUUGGAUUUGAAAAGAGAUGCUACAUUUAUAAGUAGCCAGUGUGGGAGAAUUUUAUCUGUAAUUGGAAAGGCUCUUGAUUCUGAAGGAAUUGGUCUCACUUGCAAUGCUCAGGAAGCAGAUUCAGCUUUUGUUUAUAAAAGUAAUGAACCCAAAGGCUUCUUGAAAUCUGAUGAUGCUGUCAAGAGAACUUUGGACUUUGAGGCAGAAAUUGUAAAAGAAAAUGGGGCUUCUGGAAUAAAGGAGACCACAGUGAACAGCAUUAUUAUUGUUGACAGUGACGACGAUGAUGAGUACCCUCUUCGUGUUAGUGGUGUCAAAAGGAAGUAUGUACAUCCUGAGAAUUUGAGAGAACAAUGCGAUAGUUCUAAUGAUGAUAGCCUUAACCAGAAACAUAUGAAGAAGCUUGAACGUGGGUCAUAUGGAUCAGUCAAGCCUGUAUUAUCAACUCCAUCAACUGCAGGUGAUGGGCAUAAAUUUAACGUUCAGCAAAGGCAAACACUGUCAGUUAUCAGAAAAUGUGAAGAAAAGCUCGUUAGAGACAUUGGAGAGCCAAGAUUUGAUGGGUUUGUGGAUAAUGGUGGUAAGGAAGAUGAAUACGGUAAUUCUAAUUUUGAAAACAACAAAGCUCAUAGUUCUUGUCCCCCUCAACUUGAAAAGUACAUGGCCACUUGCCGGCAGAGGAAGGAAAAUAAAAAGCUGGAGGUUGCAGCUGAUAUGGUCUGUGCUUUUGACGAAGAUCCUGACUUUUGUGCCAAGGCUGUUUGUGCAUUAUAUAGGCAGUUUAAGUCUUCGAUGAAGGGUUCAAUUUGUGCUAGCAGCAAAGGAUUUGAGAAGUGUGAUGCUGACAGGGGAAUUUCUUUGGCGAAAUUUCUUAUAGAUGGGGAUUUAAAAGGCAAGAUGAAGAGGUCUGUGGAUGAGUUACAGCAGCAUGAUCAAAGCGGUCUUGAUGAUUGUUGCAGGCUUGCCAAGAAGAAUGCCAAACAGCUGAUUGACAUCUAUAAAAAAGGCGAGGAUCCUCUUUUUUCUCCUUUGUCCACUGAUCUGAAGUAUAAGUAACCCAUGAAGAACAACGAUGUAAGUUUCUGACAUGUUUCUCUAUGACGACCCUCUCUCUUCUUGUAAGUGUUAUUCUAUCCUUGUAUAUGUAUGUAAGUAGCAACUGGGCUGUACCUAGGUAGUAAUAUAGUUUAAGCGGCUAGCAAACUUAGAUGAUAAUCUAUCUGCACAUGAUGCUAACUUUUUCAGGAUGAUUUAAUCAGGUAACACAAAAUUCACUCCCUGUGGUGUUACUACAUUCUCAUUGUAAAAGACAAUUUGCUAAUUACUAAUCAUCUGAAUCCCAAAGUUUCGUUUUUGCCUGA